AAUCUACUCACAAAACAUACUUUCAUUUUUAAAGAAAAUUUUUCCUAGGAAACAAACAAUUCACAAAAACUAAAUUUUCAUUUAUUUCUCAUAUUUUGUUUUUCCUCAAGCCACAGGGCCACCCCAAGCCUUAAUAUUUUCUUACAAAAACCCUAACGGUCUCCCCCCUCCUUCAUUCCACUACUGAGGUUUCAACACGCUUCACUCGCCUAGGCUUAGAAUCGACGAAGAUGAGUCGAGGAGGCGUAGCGGGUCCUAAGGGGAAGAAGAAGGGAGCAACGUUCACGAUCGACUGUUCGAAGCCAGUGGAAGACAAGAUCAUGGAGAUUGCUUCCCUGGAGAAGUUCCUGCAGGAGCGAAUCAAGGUCGGCGGCAAGCCAGGUGCGCUUGGGGACUCCAUCACCGUCACCCGUGACAAGACCAAGAUCACUGUGACUUCUGAUAAUAAUUUCUCCAAGCGGUACCUGAAGUACUUGACAAAAAAAUACCUGAAGAAAAACAAUGUACGUGAUUGGCUUCGGGUGAUUGCCUCCAACAAGGAUCGAAACGUUUAUGAGUUGAGGUACUUUAACAUUGCUGAGAAUGAGGGAGAUGAAGAAGAUUGAAAAUCUGUAUCAAUCUAAAAAUGCCUGCAUAGGUUGCAGGGCACUAGUUAUUUUAGAUAUUCAAAUGCUUCCUGUAUCCUUUAUGGCAUUUAAUUUGUCAAAUUUUAAGUCUUUUUGCAAUUUUGUUCACUGGACUAGAGAUUUUGCUUUAUUGCUGGAAUUUGUGUGGGAGAGUUUGAAUCUGGAAUUUCAGAAUGAUGUGUUUUUGAAUC
Molecule: messenger RNA, 817 nt
Organism: Malania oleifera
Lineage: Eukaryota; Viridiplantae; Streptophyta; Magnoliopsida; Santalales; Ximeniaceae
Product: large ribosomal subunit protein eL22z
Exons: 3
Coding region: 231-605 (124 amino acids)
Biological process (GO): cytoplasmic translation
Cellular component (GO): ribosome
Molecular function (GO): structural constituent of ribosome; RNA binding
Source: RefSeq, a predicted model, not a curated record